Molecule: messenger RNA, 2421 nt
Organism: Psylliodes chrysocephalus
Lineage: Eukaryota; Metazoa; Arthropoda; Insecta; Coleoptera; Chrysomelidae
Source: the annotation of a GenBank genome assembly
AUAUUUUAAAAGCCGACGGUUGAUAUAACUGAAAACACAUAAAAUUUACUGUAGCCGAUUACUGUUUGUUUUUGUUGUACGUUCAGUGGUUUUGUUUGUGUCAGUUGUCAUUCAAGGGAUAAAGACUGAUACACCGAUCUUCCAAAAUGUCUAUAAUCAAUGUCCGGAACAAAAUUACAUUCUUAUUUCAAAAUUAUCAAAAUGGUAUUGUUUCCCUUUUACCAAACGCCUUUGGAAGCAAAAGAAGAUACAGUGUUCAACUGACAACAGCAAGAAAAAGAAAUCUUCUGAGAGAAACAGAUAGAUUAGGAAAAAUUGUAAGGAAUCUAGGAGGGGGAAUUGUCAAAUCCCCAUUGGGUGAUAGUGAUCCCAUACCAAACCAAAAUCUUGUAGAGUAUGUUUUUAAAGAUGUAGAUGAAUGGUCCGACCAAAUUGCAGCAACAUGUGCCGUAACGGGUCGAAAUUAUUCGUAUGGAAUGUUAAGAAUGCUUGUCAACAGGUUUGCACAAGCUGUAUUAGCUCAUUGUGGAAUGAAACCGAGAGAAGUUGUGGGACUUUUGCUACCUAAUAUACCUGAAUUCGUUAUAGUUUGUCACGGUGCUAUGGAAGCCGGACUCAUAGUUACUUUUGCUAACCCCUUGUACACACCAGAUGAAAUUAAAAGGCAAUUUGAAAAUGCUGGUGUCAAGAUGAUUGUAACUGUUCCUAUACUCUUAGAAAUUGCAACUACAAUUGCACCAAAUCUUCCUGGAUACAGAACGACAGUAUGUAUCGGUGGAGAAGACGACAUUGCAAAAAAUAUUCAUGGCUUGCAAACUUUACUCACAGCUGGACAUGAAAGUGACCUACCAGGUAUAUCUCCUAAAGAACUUGCUUUGCUUCCUUACUCUAGUGGCACAACUGGUCUACCUAAAGGAGUAAUGUUAUCACAUUAUAAUUUAGUUGCCAAUUUAGUUCAAGGAGAGAGAGAAGACUUAAUGAUGAAACGAAGAAAAGAUGGAACCCGACACUGCGUUCUCACAGUACUGCCAUUCUUCCAUAUUUACGGCUUCAACGGGAUCUUAAAUAUAGUACUCAGAGACGGUCAUCAUCUGGUUACACUUCCAAGAUUUACUCCAGAAGAUUACGUUAAAGCCUUAUCAACUUACAAACCGACUUUCUUAUUCGUGGUACCAUCGCUUCUUUUAUUUUUGGCUUCACAUCCAGUUGUAACCAAGGAGCAUUUGCAUUCGGUGGAAGCUAUUCAGUCAGGAGCAGCUCCGCUUACUGAGGGGCUUUUGCAGAAGUUUAGAACGAAGAUUGAUAAUUCAGAAGUUAUUAUACGACAAGGAUAUGGUAUGACUGAAAGUGCUCCGGUAACAUUUGUCAUGCCUAGAUUGACACCUCCAUCAAAAAUAGGAACAAUAGGUAUUCCAUACCCAGGAACUGAGGCCAAAAUACUUUGUUUGAAAACCGGAGAAACCCUAGGAACCCACAAAUCUGGGGAGUUAUUAGUAAGAGGACCACAAGUGAUGAUGGGAUAUUUAAAUAAUGAGAAAGCAACAGCUGAAACCAUAGAUGAGGAUGGCUGGUUACAUACCGGAGAUGUUGCUUAUUAUGAUGAAGAUGCUUAUUUCUAUAUUGUAGAUAGAUGUAAAGAAUUAAUCAAAGUUAAAGGAAAUCAGGUUUCUCCCACCGAACUGGAAAACUUGAUCAUGGAAAUAGAAGGAAUUACAGACGUAGCAGUAGUGGGAGUUCCCGACUCUUUAGCCGGGGAAGUUCCUAAGGCGUACGUUGUCCGAAAAUCUGGUGUCAACAUCAACGAAGAAGAUAUUCAACGAUGGGUUAACGGAAAAGUGGCGCAUUACAAAAAGUUGGUGGGUGGUGUUAAGUUUAUUGAUGCUAUUCCCAGGAACCCUAGUGGUAAAAUUCUUAGAAAUGAAUUAAAAUUGAACGUCUAAGUUUUUAGAUAUUAUUUAUAUUUUUUUGCAAACCGGAGUGUUAGGAAAAUUACGCUAUGCGUAUAACAAUCUUCUCUGUGACUUAGUUUGGCAAAAUAAUUAUGUUUUUAUUCCCAAACUCAUAUUUCUAUAGAUAGUUUAAAUUGUAAAGAAAAUAAUAUAGUUGACUCUGUUAUUGUUAUUGAAAAUCUAACUUCAUUAGUUAGGUUUUCGUUAACAUUUUCCGUAAAACUUUAUCUGUUUAUUUUAAUGAAUUUUUUACACUCUUUUUUUCUGCCAUUUACAAAAAAUGUAUGAUUGUAAAUAUCUUAAAAUAAUUAGUAGGUACUUUUAUUUAACCCUGCAUUUUAAUAUUGGUUGCAACUCAGCCUAAAGUGCUUAAUUUUAUUAUUUAGGAACCGUAGUUUUUUAUUUAAAAAAAUGUUACUAUAAUUUUACUAGUAUUGUAUGUGUUGUGUACUUAUACAUUUUUAUAAUAUUG